Suillus fuscotomentosus is the source of this 357-nucleotide messenger RNA. RefSeq lists its product as uncharacterized. Bases 1 to 357 code for a protein of 118 amino acids. The record is from RefSeq and is a predicted model, not a curated record. NCBI's taxonomy places the organism in Eukaryota, Fungi, Basidiomycota, Agaricomycetes, Boletales, Suillaceae. The transcript is spliced from 2 exons.
AUGUUCAUAUUCAUUGACAAUGUGCCUUCCACUGCAGUAUACCCUGAGAUCACCGCCAUUCAUGAGCACACUGCUGCUUUCCUUCCUGCUGCCCAAGCAAUGGCUGAUGAAUGUUUUCUCCAUCGUUAUUUGGGGGUAUAUUAUAACAUCCCAGCAUGUAGCAAGCAACCCCCUUGGAACCCACCUUUCUAUUGUGUCACCCGCGGCCGUGUAGUAGGUGUUUUACCCAGCUGGGAGCACGCUCUAAAUGCUGUUCUUGGCGUCCCUGAUUUCAAGUACAAGGAAGUUGACACUAUCGCCGUUGGUGAGGAAAAGGUUAGGCAGGCAAUUGAGAAAGGCGAAAUUGAAAUUGUAUAA